UUCCCUAUGUCCCACCAUCCCUGGUUCCUGCUGCCCCCAUGUCCCCCCAUCCCCGUUCCCAUCUCCCGCCCCUCCUCCCUCUCCCAGGCUGCCCUGCGCUGGCCCAUGGCGCCUCUGGCCGACCUCUACCAGUUGACCAUGGCCUACGGGCACUGGCGUGCCGGCCGCCACCACAUCCCCGCUGCCGCUGAGCUCUUCUUCCGCCGUGCGCCCUUCCAGGGGGGCUUCGCAUUGGUGGCUGGGGUGGCCGAGGGGCUGCGCAGCCUCCGUGCCUUCCGCUUCUCCGCCACCGGGUCCCACCUGCCCUCGCUGAGCUCCAUCCCCACAGACGUUGCCUACCUUCGCUCCGUCAUGCCCACCACCACAGAAGAUGCCUUCUUUGAUUACCUGGCCACCUUGGACACCUCGGAGGUGACAGUGUCUGCCAUGCCAGAGGGUUCAGUCGUCUUCCCAAGGGUGGGACACGUUUGGUACCUUCCUCUUCUGAGGGACUUUGGGGCUGUUGGUGUCCAUGUCCCCAGUAAGGAGGUGGAUGUCCCUUCCCGGUUGUCCCCACAGGUCCCAUUCCUGCAGGUGAAGGGGCCAUUACUGGUGGUGCAGCUGCUGGAGACCACAUUGCUGUGCCUGGUCAGCUACGCCAGCCUGGUGGCUACCAAUGCUGCUCGUUUCCGCCUCCUUGCUGGCCCAGACAUGAAGCUGAUGGAGAUGGGGCUCCGUCGUGCUCAGGGACCGGAUGGUGCCCUCUCAGCAUCGAAGUACUCCUACAUCGGGGGCUUUGACUUCACCAGCAACAUCUUGGCUGGGAAGCUCUUCGGCAUUCCGGUGCGUGGCACCAUCGCCCAUUCCUUCAUCAUGUCCUUCACCUCGCUGGAGGAGGUGGAACCCCGGGAGCUGCCACCGCUGGCAGGAGGACAGCCGGUGGAUCUCCCAGCUCUGGCUGAGUCAUGGUUGGGGCGGGUGUGUGAGCUGCUCCAGACACCCACCAAGAAGGCCAAGCGAGGCGAGCUGGCUGCCUUUGUGUCCUAUGCCAUCACCUUUCCAAAGGACUUCCAGGGGCUGCUGGACACAUACUGUGUCAAGAGGAGUGGUCUGCCAAACUUCUGCGCCGUGGCAUUGGCCCUUCACCAACUGGGCUACAAGGCCAUUGGGGUGCGCCUGGACAGUGGGGACCUGGCCCAGCAGUCCAAGGAGGUCCGCAAAGUUCUCCGAGCCUGCGGAGCUCACUUCCAAGUGCCAUGGUUUGAGAAGAUCCCAAUUGCUGUCAGCAACGACAUCAGUGAGCAGAGUCUGGAGGAGUUCAGCCGGGAGGGGAGUGAGAUUGAUGUGAUCGGUGUUGGGACAAACCUGGUGACAUGUCCCCUGCAGCCAUCGCUGGGAUGCGUUUACAAGCUGGUGGAGGUCAAUGGCUCUCCAUGCCUGAAGCUCACAGAAGAUGAGGAGAAGAUGACCAUCCCAGGGACUAAGACAAUCUAUCGACUCCAUGACGCUGAUGGUCACCCCUUCAUGGACCUCAUGGCCUUGGAGGAAGAGCCCUCACCCAGUGUAGGGCAGGAGCUGGUGGUCCAUGUCCUGGGGCAGCUUGGUGAGGCCAGCACGGUCAUGCCUACCACCAUAGAGCGUCUCCAUCAAACGUAUUUCAGAGAUGGCCAGAUAUGUGAGCCACUGCCAAGCCUGUUGGAGGUGAGGAACCAUGCGCAAGUGUCCCUCAGCCAGCUCCACCACACUCACCGCCGGCUCUAUGAGCCACAGCCCUACCCGGUGGCUGUGACAGAGAAGCUACACUGCCUGCUUGCCGAGCUGCAGGCAGCAACCUAGUGAGGUCUUCUCCUCCUCCAUGCUCUUCUGAAGACCAGGUCAUUAAUUUGGCAUUAAUAGUGCUAAUGAAGUUGCUGCUGCAUGGUGCUGUGCUGAGGAGCCUGCAGGAACUAGAAGGGCUCGCUGGGGUCCCAGGAGCAAAGAUGCGCACGGAGGGAUGGGGUGGACAGAGCUGGGACGUCCCUUCAUCGUGGAAGUCCUUCCAUGCCAUGCUUAGUGGCCCUGCCAGCACUGCAAUUUCUGCUAUGGCACCACUGUCCAUCUUCAUAGCCCUGCCAUCCUUGUGUCUUCUCUGGUGGCAGCACUGUCCCUUGGUGGCUCUGUACCAUCUGCUUUGGCAGCACUGUCCUUUGGUGUCCCUGCCAGCUCUGUGCCUUCUGCUGUGGUGACUCUGGCCACAUUGGUGGCUCUGCCAGCCCUGUGCCUUCUGCUGUGGUAGUGCUAUCUCGUGGUGGCUGUACCAGCCUUACACCUUCUGUGGUGGCAGCCCAUGCUGAAGCUCCUCAGUGGCACCAGAGACCAAGCCUGGAGUGCAUAAGAAGGUCCUACCAUGGGAAGGGCCAACCUGUGGCCCAACCCAUGUUCUGUGGGACACCCAUGGCAGAUGCACUUCAUCUUUCUUAUCCUCAGCUUUGACUCUGUGGCCAUUCUUCAUCUCUUUCCACUUCGUAUGCAUUCCCUGGGGCAUGGAGGCUGGUCCAGGUCAAUACUUGCUCCAGGUUGACACCAGCACUCUUUAACCCAAUGUCCAUAGAGGAGCCACUAAUCCUCACAAUUAACUUCAUCCUAAGCAAUAAUCAAAAUAAAGGUCUUCACCUGCUCCAGCCACACCACGUGGCUGCUCUGGU
Messenger RNA from Cuculus canorus (common cuckoo), 2663 nucleotides. RefSeq names its product nicotinate phosphoribosyltransferase (gene NAPRT). Lineage: Eukaryota; Metazoa; Chordata; Aves; Cuculiformes; Cuculidae. Gene Ontology annotation, molecular function: nicotinate phosphoribosyltransferase activity. The transcript has 12 exons. Bases 7 to 1815 code for a protein of 602 amino acids. Gene Ontology annotation, biological process: NAD+ biosynthetic process. The record is from RefSeq and is a predicted model, not a curated record.